This is a messenger RNA of Plectropomus leopardus (leopard coralgrouper), 2422 nucleotides long. Its product is annotated as prostaglandin E2 receptor EP1 subtype-like. Gene Ontology annotation, cellular component: plasma membrane. The record is from RefSeq and is a predicted model, not a curated record. Gene Ontology annotation, biological process: positive regulation of cytosolic calcium ion concentration; inflammatory response; adenylate cyclase-activating G protein-coupled receptor signaling pathway. NCBI's taxonomy places the organism in Eukaryota, Metazoa, Chordata, Actinopteri, Perciformes, Serranidae. Gene Ontology annotation, molecular function: prostaglandin E receptor activity; thromboxane receptor activity.
UGCAAUGUUACAGGGAGGCUGCUCGUUGUAAGAGGAGAGUGUCUACAUAGUUGCAGAAUGAGGAAACACUUCAGGUGAAGACGUCCUGUUUGGGACGACACCAGACACAACCUGGAUAACUGCAUGUUUAGGUUUCUUCAGUUAUGAGUAAAUAUACGGAUCAUAGUGAGACUGAUCAUCUCCAUGGAUUUAUUAUUUCAAAGUUUUUUCUCCAGCAGAGAAGCGGCAUCAGACCCAGAGCUCAGCAGUGAUGUUGGCCAUGCAGCACUACAACUCCUCCGGCCUGACCGCCCCCUUCCCCCUCUCUAACCACACCACCAUGAUGCAUGAGCCCGAGGUGGAGGCUCUCGCUCAUAAUGCCACCCGUCCUCCAAGUGACCCCACCGCCGCCGGCCUCACCAUGACUCUGGGCAUCCUGUUCAACGUGGUGGCCCUCAUCAUCCUCGCCAAGGCUUACAACCGCUUCCGGCGGCGGUCCAAGGCCACAUUUCUGCUCUUCGCCAGCUCUCUGGUGGCGACAGAUCUGGCUGGACAUGUCAUCCCCGGAGCCCUCGUGCUGAGGAGGUACUCAGAGGACACUGGGGCUGGUCGGGGAGACCCUAUGAAUCCGGAUGCUUCUUGUCUGUUUCUUGGAGGUUGCAUGGUGUUCUUCGGAUUGUGCCCGCUCUUUUUGGGCUGUGCCAUGGCCGCCGAGCGCUGCCUGGGCGUCACCAGGCCUCUGCUGCACGCACGUCUGGUGACCACAGCGAGGAGUAAGAUGGCCCUGGCCUUAAUCUGGCUGCUGGCCCUAUGUGUGGCCCUUCUGCCUUUCUUCAGCCUGGGGGCCUACACGUACCAGUACCCGUGGACGUGGUGCUUCAUCAGGGUGAUGGUGAAGGAGGACGACAAAGAGACAGAUCUGGCCUUCGUGAUGCUGUUCUCCGGACUGGCUCUGAGCUCUCUGUCCUCGGCCUUCGUGUGUAACACCAUCAGCGGGAUCACGCUGGUCAGAGCGCGGCUAAAGAAAAGGUCGUGCUCCCAGCGCCGCUCGGCCAGGUCCCACGACACUGAGAUGGUGGUCCAGCUGGUGGGCAUCAUGGUCACCUCCUGCAUCUGCUGGAGCCCUCUGCUGGUUUUUGGACUGAUGUCAGCCACGCGGUCUUACAUUGGCUUCCAGGACAGUGAGAGAGACACUUACAGGAGCCUGAUGGUGACGGGGGUCAGGAUGGCGACCUGUAACCAGAUCCUGGACCCGUGGGUCUACAUCCUGCUGCGACGCGCCAUCCUCAGGAAGAUCUACCGCAUCACGAAAAAACAGGCCAGUUUCAAGGGGAGCACGUUUCGCUCUGUUCGCUGGGACAUGGGCUCCUUCCAGACCUCAGAGAAAAGCAGUGCCAAUAAGAUUUAAGUGGACCUACAGUGGAAGAAAUGGGACGUGUCAUGUGUCAGUUUUUAAGGGCUGUUUCUUGCCAGCGGGAUCAACACGGAGCUCAGCAGUCCAUAAUCUGGAUCAAAUUCAGUGUUCAGAGGUCUCAGUGAAACGCUGGUGGGAACGAGAGACACGCUGGUUUAUUUGAAUGAAGUGUGUGCGUUGGGAUCCAAAGAGCAUGCUCUAAAUUGGAAAUAAUAGUUAUAAUAAUCUUAUUUAUAUAGCGCUUUUCAAGCUUUAAGCUUAAAGUGCUUCCCAGAUUAAAAGAUUUACAGAAUAAAAAAUAAAAUAUCAGAAACCCACGUUUCUCCUCCUCUGCCUCCCCUUAUCACAUAAACUAAAUGAAGAACAUUAGAGCACAAAUAUUAAACAGCACUGAACAGAUGGUGGUGCAAGCACAAAAACGCAGUUACAUAAAUCAAUAAAAUGUAGAUAAGAGAAUUAAGCUCAAAUAAGCAGAUUAAAUUAAGAAUAAAAGAAAAGCAGAUAAAGUGCUAAUAAAGGAGAUUAUGGCAUAUAAAAUAGCUAAAAUGCCCAUAAAAGUACAAAUUCUUGAAUUUGAAACAUUAAAAGUGCAAUAUGGAAGUGCAUAAAAUAGUCACAUGGGAAAAUAUCACUGACCAGCUAAUGAUAACCUUUGGGCUGGUUUCAUACACGGAGUGGUUACAUCGCAGCUUGUUGUCUCGCUCAACACUGAACCAUUUUCACACAAAAAAAAAGAAAAAAAAAGAAAAAGUUGUUCCCAUGAAUCACUUCGAUAUAAAACAUGUGAAAAUAGCCUUCAGGUUAAAAAAUACCAAAGUUUCCGUUUGAAACAAACAUCUCAACUCAAAGGUUUUGUUCAUUUCUCUGACACGAUGUAAAAGUCGAUGACUUGUGUAAGUGCUCACAUAAGAGAGCCAAAGAAGAGGCUGUGCUCUUACCUCAGCUUAAAGAUGUGAAAAACAAUGUGUGUGUGUGUGUGUGUGUGUGUGUGUGUGUUCAGUGUUGUGACAUGAGUGUGUAUGUGUGUCU